AUGUCGGCUGCCGCUGCUUCCUCCUCGUCGUCUCCCUGGCCGCUUCCACCGAUGAGCUACGAGCCGCGGCCAGCAGCGCCCGUCCGGUCACUCCUGCCAAAGAGGAUCGACGUUGCGCAGCUCACACCCAACAACCUCGGUCAGCUCCGAAAGCUCAACAGCGUCCUCUUCCCUGUCCAAUACUCUGAACGCUUCUACAAGGAUGUGCUGCUUCCUGAUGCAGCCGAGGUCUGCAAACUCGGCUUGUUCAACGACGUAGCCGUGGGCACCAUUUGCUGCCGCCUAGAACAUGUCUCGAAGGACGUCGUUCGCAUUUACAUCAUGACCCUCGGCGUUCUCGCCCCGUAUCGACGUCUGGGCAUCGCAUCAGCUCUCUUGCAGCACGUUCUGGAUCAUGUCAGCCCAGGAAAGGAGAUCCAGAUCAUCGACCCGGAAACACCUGUUCCAAAACCCAAGAAAGACAAGAAUGGCAAGGAGAUCAAAGCAGAACUUGUCAAGAAGACCGUCAAGGUGGACUCCAUCUACCUCCAUGUCCAGACCUCCAACGACGAGGCGAGGGUGUUUUACGAGAAGUUCGGCUUCAAAGUAGCAGAGACAAUAGAGAGCUACUACCGAAGGAUCCAGCCCGCCAGCGCCUGGGUUCUGCGACUCCAGUAG
Kalmanozyma brasiliensis GHG001 is the source of this 657-nucleotide messenger RNA. RefSeq names its product GNAT domain protein. Gene Ontology annotation, biological process: mitotic sister chromatid cohesion. Gene Ontology annotation, molecular function: acyltransferase activity, transferring groups other than amino-acyl groups. The record is from RefSeq and is a predicted model, not a curated record. NCBI's taxonomy places the organism in Eukaryota, Fungi, Basidiomycota, Ustilaginomycetes, Ustilaginales. The transcript has a single exon. Bases 1 to 657 code for a protein of 218 amino acids. Gene Ontology annotation, cellular component: NatA complex.